AUGGACGACGCCGGUGGCGGUGGCCCUGCCCCAACGCCGGCGCCGCACGGGCGCGCCGCCUCCCACCGCGCCACGUUGGCGCUCGCGGCCGUCAGCGUCCUCCUCGUCCUGCUCUGCCUCUUCUGGCGCUUCGUCUGGCAGUGCAGGAAGCACGAAGGCAGAAGCGGCGGCCCCGCCAGCGUUGCAGCUGCCGAUAUCUCCGCCGCCGCCCCGCCGCCGUCCUCGCGUGGCCUCGCGCCUCGCACGACGCUCCCGGCGUUCGUGCGCGUGGCCGCGGCGGGCUUCGGCGGCGGCGCCGAGAAGGUCGACUGCGCGGUGUGCCUGGCGGAGCUAGGGGACGGCGAGGCCGCCGCGUGGCUGGUGCCGGGAUGCGGGCACGGGUUCCAUGCGUUGUGCAUCGAGGCGUGGUUCCGCGUGAACUCGACGUGCCCGCUCUGCCGCGCCGCGGUGGACGGCGCCGCCGCAGCCGCGGGGCAGAGCGCCGGAGAGGCUCGGGAGUGCGGCGGCAGCGUAUGA
This is a messenger RNA of Panicum virgatum (switchgrass), 516 nucleotides long. Its product is annotated as RING-H2 finger protein ATL39-like. The transcript has a single exon. Bases 1 to 516 code for a protein of 171 amino acids. The record is from RefSeq and is a predicted model, not a curated record. Lineage: Eukaryota; Viridiplantae; Streptophyta; Magnoliopsida; Poales; Poaceae.